Drosophila bipectinata is the source of this 578-nucleotide messenger RNA. It is a transcript of the gene RpS29, whose product is annotated as ribosomal protein S29. The record is from RefSeq and is a predicted model, not a curated record. Lineage: Eukaryota; Metazoa; Arthropoda; Insecta; Diptera; Drosophilidae. Gene Ontology annotation, cellular component: ribosome; cytosolic small ribosomal subunit. Gene Ontology annotation, biological process: translation. Gene Ontology annotation, molecular function: zinc ion binding; structural constituent of ribosome.
CAACACUGACUUCCCUUCUUUUCGAAUUUUCUCGUAUUGACGCCAACAUGGGUUUCGCUACUCUCUGGUACUCGCAUCCCCGCAAAUACGGCCAAGGCUCCCGAUCCUGCCGUGCCUGCUCCAACCGCCACGGUCUGAUCCGCAAGUACGGCCUGAACAUCUGCCGUCAGUGCUUCAGGGAAUACGCCAACGACAUUGGCUUCAAGAAGCUGGACUAAAUGCCCACUUCGAAAUUAGGCACGCUUCGGGCGUGUCGCCAAACCACAUUCAGCAUAUUAAUAUAAGUAAUCGCCCGCAAAUGGGGGAAGGCUUAUAUUAAUAUGCCGGCAACAGCAACAACAGUAGCAGCAACAACCAUAAUCAUUUGGGGAUUUAAGCGACGAUACAGCUGAAAACGUGUGCAGAACUCUCACAUCUGGAUCCAAUUCCAAAGAAAAUAAAUCAUCAUUUGUUUACAAACGAAAAAGCCAGCACAGCUCACACGAUUCUAACAGUCAUCACCUUCUGGGAAGGAUCAUUGUUAAAAUAGUAGUUUGUUUAAAUCUCCGCCUGAUUAAACCUAUAACAAGAAACGUAAA